AUGUCAACUAAAGAGUCAAAGAAGGAGAAGGCUCGCGAAGUCAUCGACAUUUUGCAAGAGAUCUCGGUCCUCUUAAACACCCAGCUUGAUCGCACUCAGCUCUCAUUAUGUGUCUCGCUGAUGGAAAAUGGGGUAAAUCCGGAGGCACUUGCUAACGCUAUCAAUCAACUCCGGCGUGAGAGAGUCGAAACUCAGCCUGAAUCCGGCAUGUCAAGUCAGAAUGAUUGA
This is a messenger RNA of Cyphellophora europaea CBS 101466, 228 nucleotides long. RefSeq names its product mitotic-spindle organizing protein 1. Gene Ontology annotation, cellular component: spindle; centrosome; interphase microtubule organizing center. The transcript is spliced from 3 exons. The record is from RefSeq and is a predicted model, not a curated record. Bases 1 to 228 code for a protein of 75 amino acids. Gene Ontology annotation, biological process: gamma-tubulin complex localization; mitotic spindle assembly; microtubule nucleation by interphase microtubule organizing center. NCBI's taxonomy places the organism in Eukaryota, Fungi, Ascomycota, Eurotiomycetes, Chaetothyriales, Cyphellophoraceae.